GCUGCGGCCCCGAGCGAGCGAGCGAGCCCGCCCGCACCACCCGCGCACUCGCCGGCGGCCCCUGGCAAACGGCGUGGCCGCUGCGAUGACCGCCGAGGAGAUGAAGGCCGAGAGCGGGGCGCAGCCGGCGCCGCUGCCCCUCGACGGGGUGGACAUCAGCCCCAAGCAGGACCGGGGCGUGCUGAAGGUCAUCAAACGAGAGGGCACAGGCUCUGAGAUGCCCAUGAUCGGUGACCGUGUCUUUGUCCACUACACGGGCUGGCUAUUAGAUGGCACCAAGUUUGACUCCAGCCUGGACCGCAAGGACAAGUUCUCCUUUGACUUGGGGAAAGGUGUAGUCAUCAAGGCUUGGGACAUUGCCGUGUCGACCAUGAAGGUGGGAGAAGUGUGCCACAUCACCUGCAAGCCUGAAUACGCCUACGGCUCCUCAGGCAGCCCUCCUAACAUUCCCCCCAAUGCCACACUGGUGUUUGAGGUGGAGCUGUUUGAGUUCAAGGGAGAGGACCUGACAGAAGAAGAAGACGGAGGAAUCAUCCGCAGAAUACGGUCUCGGGGUGAAGGCUAUGCCAAGCCCAAUGAGGGUGCUAUUGUGGAGAUCGCUCUGGAAGGGUACUUCAAAGACCAGGUCUUUGACCAGCGGGAGCUCCGCUUUGAGGUCGGCGAGGGUGAGAGUCUGGACCUGCCUUGUGGGCUGGAGAAGGCCAUCCAGCGCAUGGAGAAGGGGGAGAAGGCCAUCGUGUACCUCAAGCCCAGCUAUGCUUUCGGCAGUGCUGGUAAAGAAAAGUUCCAGAUUCCAGCAGGUGCUGAGCUCAAGUAUGAGGUAUACCUCAAGAGCUUCGAGAAGGCCAAGGAGUCUUGGGAGAUGAGUUCAGAAGAGAAGCUGGAGCAGAGCAGCAUGGUGAAAGAGCGGGGCACUGCCUACUUCAAGGAAGGCAGGUAUAAGCAGGCCUCACUGCAGUACAAGAAGAUUGUGUCCUGGCUAGAAUACGAAUCAAGCUUCUCCGGUGAGGAUUCACAAAGGGCACAGUCCCUGCGGCUGGCCUCCUACCUCAACCUGGCCAUGUGUCACCUGAAGCUCCAGGCCUACUCUGCUGCCAUCGAGAACUGCAACAAGGCCCUGGAACUGGACAGCAACAAUGAGAAAGGGCUGUUCCGCCGCGGCGAGGCCCACCUGGCAAUGAAUGACUUUGACUUGGCGCGGGCAGAUUUCCAGAAGGUCCUGCAGCUCUACCCCAGCAACAAGGCCGCCCGGGCACAGCUGGUCCUGUGCCAGCAGCGCAUCCGUAAGCAGCUUGCCCGGGAGAAGAAGCUAUAUGCCAACAUGUUUGAAAGGCUGGCUGAGGAAGAUACCAAGACCAAGGCAGCGGUGGCUGCAGGAGACCAGCCCAGUGACACAGAGAUGAAGGAUGAGCAGAAGGACGGAGUGGCCGGGAGCCGGUCCCAGGUGGAGACAGAAGCCUAGCCCCCAGCCCUGAUCCCAUGGCUGCCUGCCCACCCUGCCCUACCCUCCUCCACCUUGUUAGUUUUGUAAAAACUGAAGAUUUUUGAGUGAAUUAGACCUUUAUUUUUCUAUCUGGUUGGACAGUGGCUUUGAUGUAAAGGGAAAAGAAAGUAGGCUGGGGGAACAAAGGGGGGGUCAUUGUAGGUGGUGUCAGCCCCUCCCCUUCCCCCUCACAUGUUGAACGGAUGUCCAUCCACACACCCAUCAGAAUGUUAAUUUAUUUUGAUUGCUCUGUUUGCUUUAUCCAUUUUCCAAAUGAUGGUCCAAGGGGGCAGAUAUUAGGGACACAGGUUCUGACAUGAAACCAGGUGGAGAGGGAAACUCCUGGGCAGCCAUCUUUCUCAUCCCUUGCUCCCAUCGCCCCAGCCCACUUCCAAACACAUGGCCUCUGUAUGCAACAUGGGAAAGGCCACUACUGUGCCCUCUUGUUUCUGUUCCUGCCUCACCCCAGAGGAUGUGACCAGUGGCAUCUCUGGUGUCACAGUGGCCACCCCCUGCCCCCCCACCUGUGUCCCCACUCUUGGUUCCCUUUCUCAGCUGUCCCAUACUCCCGUCUCCACCCUCACCCCCUCAGCCUCUUCUGCACGUUGCUGAAGGUCCAGGCUCACCUCAAGUUCCAUGCUUGAGCAAUAAAGUGGAAACAAUCAAA
This is a messenger RNA of Erinaceus europaeus (western European hedgehog), 2150 nucleotides long. RefSeq names its product FKBP prolyl isomerase 4 (gene FKBP4). The transcript is spliced from 10 exons. Gene Ontology annotation, molecular function: peptidyl-prolyl cis-trans isomerase activity; protein binding. NCBI's taxonomy places the organism in Eukaryota, Metazoa, Chordata, Mammalia, Eulipotyphla, Erinaceidae. The record is from RefSeq and is a predicted model, not a curated record. The coding region runs from base 86 to 1462 and encodes 458 amino acids.